UCACCUCGCCUCACAUUGCGUUGCGUGCUCUGCCGGCUCCUCUCUCUGUUUCUGCACUUUGGAUCUUGUCAAUUUGCCGACAUUUGGUCCCACUCGCAUACCCAAAAAGAAAUCCUAUCAUUGAUUCUCACAGUCUCACUUUCCAGUUCUUCACUUCUUUUUGGCUCUGCUUCUGAAAAAAACUAGAGCAGAGCAAUGCAUCACUCUUUCAUUUCUGUCUGUAUUUUACUCAUUUCUGUUUUCACUCUUGCAGAUUCUGGUUCUAUUGGAGUAAACUAUGGAAGAAUCGCUGACAACCUUCCGUCAGCAUCCGAAGUGGUGGAACUGCUAAAAUCCCAAGGUCUAAACCGUGUCAAAGUCUACGACACUGACCCGCCUGUUCUCCAUGCUUUAUCCGGCUCCGGAAUCAAGGUUACCGUCAACCUCCCCAAUGAACAACUCUCCAAUGCGGCCCAAAGCUCUUCCUUUGCAAAUUCUUGGGUCCAACGAAACGUUGUCGCUUACCAUCCCCACACUGAAAUCGAAGCCAUUGCUGUUGGUAACGAAGUCUUCGUGGACCCCCACAACACGACCACGUUCCUCGUACCCGCCAUGAAAAAUAUCCAUGAAGCUUUGGUUAAGUUUAACCUUGACUCUGAUAUUAAAGUCUCCUCCCCCAUUGCCCUGUCUGCUCUCCAAAACUCUUACCCUUCUUCAGCCGGAUCUUUCCGACCCGAACUCGUUGAACCCGUUUUCAAACCCUUGCUGGAUUUCCUUCGUCAAACCGGGUCUUUCCUCAUGGUCAAUGCUUAUCCCUUUUUCGCUUACGAGUCAAACACUGACGUCAUCUCGUUGGACUACGCUUUGUUCAGAGAGAAUCCGGGUGUGGUGGAUCAGGGUAACGGGUUGAGGUAUUUCAGUCUUUUCGACGCUCAAAUCGACGCCGUUUUCGUGGCAAUGUCCGCUUUGAAAUACGAUGAUAUCAAAUUGGUUGUGACGGAAACGGGGUGGCCGUCAAAGGGAGAUGAGAACGAGAAUGGUGCGAGUAUCCAAAACGCCGCCGCUUAUAAUGGGAAUCUGGUACGUCGGAUCUUGACCGGUGGUGGGACCCCUUUGAGACCCAAUGCAGAUCUCACUGUCUAUUUGUUUGCCCUUUUCAACGAGAACAAGAAGUCCGGGCCCACAUCGGAAAGAAAUUACGGGCUCUUUUACCCCAACGAGGAAAAGGUUUACGAUGUUCCUUUCACUGUAGAAGGGUUGAAUAAUUACCGGGAUAACCGGUCGCCGGUGGCUGCGAAUCAACUAGCGGCUCCCGUGUCGAAGACUACCACGGGGAAAACGUGGUGCGUUGCGAACGGAGAAGCGGGGAAGGAAAAGCUGCAGGCGGCUCUAGAUUACGCGUGUGGUGAAGGGAGUGCUGAUUGCCAUCCAAUCCAGCCAGGUGCCACGUGUUACGAUCCUAACACCAUAGAAGCCCACGCUUCGUUCGCGUUCAACAGUUAUUACCAAAAGAAAGCGCGCCAGAUGGGAACUUGUUACUUCGGCGGAGCGGCAUACGUCGUCACCCAACCACCAAAGUAUGGCAAUUGCGAGUUUCCCACAGGAUACUGAAGACCAUUAGUACCUAAUUUAGGGUUUAGGUUUUUUUUUGGAUUUUUUUAUAGAUUAUUUGUGCAUUUAAGUUGGAUUUUAUUACGACUACCCUUACCCUUUUAAUCUUUGAAUGGAAUGUAAGAAGUUGAAGACAAUGGCAAAAUGGGCUGGAAUGGUCACUCGCAACAAUAUCUUUUUAAUUUAAA
Molecule: messenger RNA, 1778 nt
Organism: Durio zibethinus
Lineage: Eukaryota; Viridiplantae; Streptophyta; Magnoliopsida; Malvales; Malvaceae
Product: glucan endo-1,3-beta-glucosidase 12-like
Biological process (GO): carbohydrate metabolic process
Molecular function (GO): hydrolase activity, hydrolyzing O-glycosyl compounds
Source: RefSeq, a predicted model, not a curated record